Messenger RNA from Racocetra persica, 315 nucleotides. The record is from the annotation of a GenBank genome assembly. Lineage: Eukaryota; Fungi; Glomeromycota; Glomeromycetes; Diversisporales; Gigasporaceae.
GUUGCAGUCGUUACAGGAGGAAAUAACGGGAUAGGAUAUAUUACCUGUAGGGAAUUGGCCAGACAAAAUGCUCAUGUGUUUGUAUUAAGUCGUACCGUCGAGAAAGGUCAGGCUGCCAUUGAAAAAAUCAAAUCUGAGACUGGUAAUCAGAAUGUUGAAUUUCUAAAAUUGGAUUUAAAAAGUUUAAAAUCUGUUAAUGAAUGUGCCGAAAAUUUCUUGGCUAGAAAUUUACCAUUGCAUAUUCUAAUUAACAAUGCGGGAAUCACGACAGCUAAAUUUUCACUUACUGAGGAAGGAAUUCAAGAGGAAUUUGGU